Mytilus californianus (California mussel) is the source of this 6450-nucleotide messenger RNA. Its product is annotated as ceramide transfer protein-like. Gene Ontology annotation, biological process: ER to Golgi ceramide transport. The transcript has 14 exons. NCBI's taxonomy places the organism in Eukaryota, Metazoa, Mollusca, Bivalvia, Mytilida, Mytilidae. Gene Ontology annotation, molecular function: phosphatidylinositol-4-phosphate binding. Gene Ontology annotation, cellular component: Golgi apparatus. The record is from RefSeq and is a predicted model, not a curated record. Bases 126 to 1967 code for a protein of 613 amino acids.
GGCGCUUUGUAGACCACUUCCUUCAUGACAUCAUUAUGGCGUCUGAUUAAUCAAGUUACAACCCGUAACCACCUACGGCAUAUGAAGACCGGCUUAAAAAAUAAGUUUUUGUUGGUUUUAAGAAAAUGUCAGUUUCUACAGGAAUAGUAGAAGAGAAAUUAGACCUUCUCAGUUUAACAGACGAUGAAGAGAACGAAGAUUCGGACUACGAACCUGGCUUACCCGAGUUGCAGGGUGUUCUGUCAAAGUGGACAAACUAUUUACAUGGUUGGCAAGACCGUUAUAUUGUGCUAAAAGAAGGAACUUUAAGUUAUUAUAAAUCUGAAAAUGAUACUGCAUUUGGUUGUAGAGGUGCUGUCAGUCUGUCAAAGGCUAAUGUCACGCCUCACCAGUUUGACGAGUGUAGAUUCGAUGUUAGUGUAAAUGAUUGUAUGUGGUACCUGAGAGCUGCCAGCGAAGAUGACCGCAAUCGAUGGAUCAGCGCUAUUGAAUUACAUAGGGUAUUUUGUAGUACUGAGCAAGCUGAAUCUGGUUAUGGCAGUGAAAACAAUCUACGAAGACAUGGUUCCCUGCUGUCAUUACAAUCUGGUACCAGUUUAUCUACUUUAUCAGCAUCAUCUUUUAAGCGUGGAAGAGGAUUAAAAGAAAAAUUGGCUGAAAUGGAAACGUUCCGUGAUAUACUUUGUCGACAGAUAGACACAUUACAAAGUUACUUUGACACUUGUGCAUCUGCAGUGACACAUGGUGUUGUACAUGACUUAGCAGAAGAAGACAUUGGUGACCCAGAUGACAUUAGUGACACUUCUUCUGAACAUCCACCUAGUCAUCAUCAUCCACAUCAUUUUAACGGACCAACAGGCACAGAUUUAGCUUCCAUAUUACAACAGCAUGGAGGACAUUCUGUAGAUUUUAAAGGAGAAGCCUUCACAUUUAAAGCCACCACAGCUGGAAUCAUUGCUACUUUAUCUCACUGUAUUGAUCUCAUGGGACAGAGAGAGGAGGCAUGGAAGAAAAAGCUUGACAAGGAAAAUGAACGUCGGAAGAAAACCGAAGAAAAAUUUAAAGAACUCUCAGCAGAACAAAUGAAACAGCCACCAAGACUUGUAAUAGGAGGACCAGAUUUUGAAGAAGGACCACACUGUCAGAUAAAAGAAGAUGAAUUUUAUGAUGCAGUUGAUGCUAGUCUUGAUAAACUAGAACAGAAAGAUGAUGAGAAGGUACAGAUAGGACUGUUGAGUCAACCAAAGAUAUCUUUAGCUCCAAGUCACAGAUUGUAUGAUGAGAUUAAUAAGAUAACAAAUGAGCAUAUAGCUAGAAUGUCUGACCAAUCAUCAGAUGGAGACAGUCAAUGGAGAUGUAUAGCUGAGGAUGGAGAACUCAAAGUAUAUACUAGAGAAAUAGAAAUAGAUGGUGUAGUGGUAGAUCCACUGAAGGCUUGUCAUACUGUUAAGGGAUUUACUGGUCAUGAAGUAUGUCAUCAUUUCUGGGAUAUUGAUGUCAAGAUGCACUGGGAUUUAACCUUAGACUCAACAGUAGCAGUAGAAUGGCCCUCAGAAGAUACAGUUAUUUUACACAAUGUCAUUAAAAGGGUUUGGCCAGCAUCACAAAGAGAUGCAUUAUUCUGGUCUCAUAAACGACAUUUACCUGGACAAACAGAUGAAACACCAGAUCGAUGGAUAGUUGUUAAUUACAGUACGAAACAUCCAAAAAUAUCUGAUGGAAAAUACACACGAGUAACAAUGAAUGUUGGAAUGAUUUGUCAAACCAUUAUAGAGCCACCCUCAGAAGGGGAAAUAACCAGAGAUAAUAUUACAUGUAAAAUAAGUUACACAGCUGAUGUUAAUCCAGGUGGCUGGGUACCAUCUUCUGUAUUGAGAGCAGUAUACAAGAGAGAAUAUCCCAGAUUUCUAAAGACAUUCACAGAAUAUGUAAGAAAAGCAACAGCUAAUAAGCCUAUCAUGUUCUAACUCCGCUACACCUUUAUGUUUGGUGCCUUUUUUAGAGAAUAUAUUUUUAUGGACAAAUGUCUAACUUUUAUCUAUGAAACAAAUUGUUGUUAAAUUGGAGUUAUUAUCAUUCAUGAACUUCAUGUAUUAUUUUCCCUGUUAGAAAUCCUUGAAUUUUAGAUAUAUAAUAGUGUAUUUUUUGCUUUAAAAUGAUUCCUUGUUUCAGGUUACAAACUUGAGUUGUUGAAUAUAUCAUUUGAUAAUGACAUGAUUUCUUUAUUGACAACCUAAAAUAUUAGAGGUUGUAUGGAUUAGAGUGCAGAAAUGUAUGGUAUCUUGGUGCAAUGUUUUACUCAGCCUGGUAUAUAUGUUGAUAAUCAGUCUACUACUUAAAUCAUAGUAACAAUAAUCAUUGUUAGAGAUAAAUUUGUAACUUCUGGUUUAGAGUGGAGAAAUGUGUUGUGUUGGAAGUCAAUUUAAAUGUUAUGAAAGUGAAACGUCAGAGUGCUUAGUCCUAAUUUUAUAAAAUCUAGAUUUUAAAUUAAGUUCACUUCAGAAAUCCAUGCAGCAAAAGCUAUUAAAUUGUUUAUAUUUUUAAGCAAAUAUUGAAAAUUGUGGUAUUUCUUAGCCAUACAUUUUACUUUUAGAUUUUAUAAUGGAAUAUUUAGGAACUCAAACAACAAAUUACAACAAAAAAUUAUUUCUGUAAUAAUAAGACUAUUAUAUUCAACACUUAAAUAUUUUAUCUGAUGCACAAAUAGCUUUAAUAUUUUACUGUGAUGAGCACACAUAUAAGUCUGAAUACAUGUUUACAUACAGAUCCAGGCACAUGUUAUACAUGUAGAUCUGGAUCCCUGUUGUACCUCUAGGUUAGAUACAUGUGAAUCUGGAUAGAAGUUAUUCAUAUGGAAACAGUGAUUUUGCAAUAAAACUGCUACUGUUAAUUGGUUGCAAUUUGAGUGUAAUAACAGAAGAUUUGUUUGUUAAUGGAUAUUUGUUAAUGAUAGGAGCUCUGCAUUGGCAGGUGUUGUGUACAUAAGUAUGUGUGUGGUUGUAUGUUAUAAGGUGGUGUGUGUAUGUAUUACUUGAAAUAUAUGUAUGAUUUGUGAAAUCAAAUGGUGGCAUAUGAACUUGAUAAUGUAAAUACAUAAUUUUAUUAACUAUUCCAAUCUUGUACAUUAUUUAAAUUCCUUCAGUUGAGGUGGCAUUAAGUUUAUGGGGGAAACAUUUGUGCUGAAGAAUGUCAGGAUUUUAUUGCAUAAUAAGAAAAAUAAAACCAUUUAUCAUUUAGACUUUAGACUGGUAUAUAUCAAGCCAAAACUAGAUAUACUGCUUUGGUAAAACUUGAUCCUGAUGAUCCUAAAUAUAUAUUCAUGUUAUUCUACAAUUUUUUCCCGUCUUUUUUUUUUUUUUUUUUGUAUAAAAUUUGGUAACAAAAUCGUUCUUUAAGGCUCAGGAAGAAUAUAUAGUAAAUAAACAAAAAAUUGUUUUAGUUUGUUGCAUUAUAUUUAAUAUUUCUAUAAAAUUAAAAUCUGAGGAUUGAACAAGAUUGUUUAAGCAAAAAUACUGUUAAAAAAGAAGGGGAGGGGUGUGGUAUAUACUAGUCUGAAGUUCCAUUUAUACUCAUUGUGGUAGCUAUACUGUGAUGGUCCAUAUACAUUAUUAAAUUAAUAUAUUUAUUUAAUCAUAUGUUUAUACUUUUGUACAUAGCCAAUUUUUUCUACAAUACAAUGCAAUUUUAUUUUUAUUGUAUAUUUUGUAUAGAUUUUCUUCUGACUGCUUCAUUGUACAUACUGCAUACAAAAAGUAGUUUUUUAGUUGAAAAAAACCUUGCUCACUUUUCAUUCCUCUAUUUUGAUGGUGCCAGAUUCAGUCCUUAUAUUUAAUGCAAAAUACAAGUCAUAAAUAUUUGAAACAUGGUGUUGAUAAUUAUUUACUUGUAAAUCAUCUUCAUUAUCAGUCACCUCUUGGGUUUUUGAUAUCAUUUGACCAUAGAAUUAAAUAUAUCCAGGGGACAGUCACCUCUUGGGUUUUUGAUAUCAUUUGACCAUAGAAUUAAAUAUAUCCAGGGGACAGUCACCUCUUGGGUUUUUGAUAUCAUUUGACCAUAGAAUUAAAUAUAUCCAGGGGACAAAAAACAAAAAUUGAGUUGGUUUACCUCUUACUAUUUUUCUGUCAUUGUUUACAUUUAUGAUAGUUAUUUCAUUAUCUCAUUUUGAUCAUUAAACACCUACUGGGCACAAGUUUUCUUGGAUUAACCUAUUUUUCUUAUAAAUAUUCAAAGUGAUCUUAAGCUCACAAUUCAAUAAUUAACUAACAGAUAAAUUCAUAUUCAAAAGGACAGCAUUGUUUGAAUACAUAAAAGAAAAUGUUUCAUCAGAAUCAAAAUUAAACCCACCUGGCUGAUCUCUUAUUUGUUCAUUUGUACUUAGUGUUAUACAAACAUGAUUUUUUUGACAUGUCUAUCCAUCUGUCAUUCCUGUACUGUUGCCUACACAUAUUUUUAUUUCUAGUCCGAUCACUUUAAAAUUUGAAGAUAUAUUAUUGGUUUUAUAAUAACCUCGAAAACUUUGAAAUUGGGAAUUAUUAUUUGGCAUGUUGGAGUUGGACAAAUUUCACAAGAUUUAUUGGGUCACUUCAGUUACUCCUUUAUUCUUCAAGGGAUACACUUAAAACCUUGAAAAAAAAACAUUUUUGUGAAAAGGGACUUUUAACUUUUUAUUAAAAUGAGGCAUGUGAGCUUGCUUAUUAAUUUUUUUUAUAUUAGUGAUCUAAUAACUACAUGGAUUUUGGUUGCUUUUUUAUAUAGCAAGUUAGAAUUAAGAAAACUGUUUAUAACACAGGAGAAUAGACACCUUUACAAUUAUGUUAAAGUAAAUAGUAAAUAACACUUACCUGAAGUAGAAAGAAAAAAUAGAACAAAUGUAUUUGGUUUUAUAUGUUAACUAUAUUAUUCUACAAAAUGCAAACAUUUAUUUAUAAAUUUUGAAAACAUGAUCAUGCAAAUUUUCAUUAUUGCUUUAUCAUAAAGAUUAGAAUUUAGAAUUUUUAUAUAGCAUGCCUCUGACAGGUAAAGUUAGAACCUACAGUAGCAAAUAUUGAUCACUUAUAGCAUCUAACAAUGUAAAUGAUAUACAAGUAGUUGCUGAAUCCAUUCAUUAUUAACAUUAGCCGUCAAUCUUUUAUCAUUGAAAUAUUAUAAACAAUUGAAAACAAUGCUAUCAAAAUCUCAUUUUCAUGUCUUGUUCUACAAGAUUACUUAAAGAUACAUUUAUUUUUCUAAGAAUAACUGGUCUUUUUCUCCUAGCCCUUAAAUUUGUAGAUAAUCAAUAUAUAUAAAUGGUUAUCCUGCCAGUUAAGGUGACAAGGUUGUUAUUGACUGGAUACAGACAGUAUUCCUUACAUCUAGUCCAUAAGUCAAGGAUUUGUGAUUUUUUUUGUUUACAUUUGUGUGAGAAAGUGUGUGAAAGAUGGAUAAUCAAUCUUCUCUAGUAGAAUUUUCUCAGAAACUUGAAACUGGUAUUUUUAAAGUUAGAAUUUCAGGUGGCAAUAUACUUAGUAUCUUCUUUUUUCCUUCAUGUAUUAAGAAUUUACAAACCAGUUCAGUUUAUUAAUUUUUUACCUGUCUGAUUAGGACAAAUGACAUCGUUUAUACACUUUUUAUUAUUAUUUAAUUGGCAUUGAUAUGAAGUAAAAGAGAAAUAUUAUAACAAAGUUAAAUAUGUCCUUUUUUCUAUUAAAAAAACAAAAUUUAAUAGAUUUCAAUUGUAAAAGGUUUAAGUGGAAAUCAAUUCUAACUGAAACACAUUAUAAAAUCUUCUGUUAUCAUGACAAAAGAGGAGCACCUUUUAUACUUUCAAAUAAUAAUGCUGUUUCCCAGAAUAAUUGAAUUGGUUAUUUAAAAUUUAUUUGAAUUGUAAUUAGAGAAAACCUAAUGUUCAGAUUUUUUUUUCUGGUUUUAACCAUAUUUCAAACAUAUUCAAAUUUAAACCAGGGGUCGUCUUCAACUAUUAUGUUAUAAAUAAAAUGCUUUAAUAAUGAAGUUUUAAACAUUUUGUUGAUUUGAGAGUUAUUGCCCUUGAACAUUGUGUAAAGCCCUAAAUAUCUCAGCUUAUUUUAUGCACCAAUAAGUAACUUAGAAUGAAAUUAUUGAUCUGAUCAUAGAUUAUAUUAUAAUACUUUCUUUUAUUAUUUUCUGUCAAACAUAAAUGAUCGGGUUUCAUGAAAAUGAAUAUAGCAACAACAAAAUAACAUAAUCUCUAGAAAUUUUAUUGAAAAUACUGAAUCUUAACUAAAAUGAAAUUAUGUAUUAAUCAGCAUAAAACCUUAGCUAGUGCUUUUCUAUGUUGGAAUAUGAGCCCUAAUUUGUUUUGUACAACAUGUAGAAAAUUGGGCUUUUUUUUCUUUCCUGUUGACUGAAAAUAACACAAUGUUAACUUAUCAGUUUGUUUGUAAGAAAAAGGAUCAUGUACAUAUGGGAAAUAAAAUAAUUUUCAAUCUGUAA